AUGUUUAGGAAUCUAAGUUAUUGGCUUGCUGAACAACUUCUACCACCUGAACCUGAUCCAAGACUUUCAAAUUAUCCAUUAAUGUCAACAUGGACACCAACUGCACUUAUUUCGUUAGUUUACACAUUAGGUGUGUAUAUUUGGCGUAUGGAAUUAAUUCGACGAUUUAAUUUACAAGGAAUGAAAUUAAAAUCAAGCGGAACACAAUUCAUAACAUAUUCUAUGGUGUUUUAUAACUUUAGUAUGGUACUAUUCUCCACGUAUUUAUCAAUAUCUAGUUUAAUUUUAAUACGUCAACUUGGUUAUGGUUUCGGUUGUAUUGAAUUACCAAAUCCAAAUGAUAAACGUACUGAUGGUUUAGUAUACUAUGGUUAUUUAUAUUUUAUUUCAAAAUUUAUUGAAAUGAUGGACACGGUGUUUUUCUUAUAUCGUGGUAAAGUUGAUCAAGUCACAUUUUUACAUGUAUUUCAUCAUGCAUCAAUGCCACCAUCAGUAUGGUGGGGUUUAAAAUAUGCACCUGGUGGUCUACUAUAUAUGUUCCCAUUAGUUAAUAGUUUUGUUCAUAUUAUUAUGUAUACUUAUUAUGGAUUGGCAGCAGCUGGUGUUUAUCGUUUAUUAUGGUGGAAAAAUUAUGUUACUCUUAUUCAAAUGUUACAAUUCUUAUGGUUUAUUAUACAUCAAGGACAAUUUCUUAUAUUUCCAAGUAAAUGUAAUUUUCCUAAAAUAUUUCCAGCAGUUGUAUGCAUCUAUGCUUUGUUAUUUUUUAUAUUAUUUUUAAAUUUCUAUAUGAAAGCUUAUUGGAAGAAAGAACGUUUAGCUAAAGCAUUGAAAAUUGA
Schistosoma turkestanicum is the source of this 836-nucleotide messenger RNA. Lineage: Eukaryota; Metazoa; Platyhelminthes; Trematoda; Strigeidida; Schistosomatidae. The record is from the annotation of a GenBank genome assembly.